UGCUCCCUCCUCCCACCCCACCCGCCACAUCACAAGUGUGUGUUCCCCUUAACAGUUGAAAUUAUCCGGCUUCGAUAGAACAGUCAUCCACCCCCCCACGAGAGUCAAGACAAAAGUACCUCUGAAGAAUUAUUAACAGAGAAGAAAUUGAAGGAUUGACCAAUUUCAUUGAGAAUUAAUCUCUUCUCGUUCAUGUCAAGUGAUAUUGUGUAAUAGCGAGUGUGGGUGCAAGAAUAUUUGCGGAUGAGGGGGAAAGAGAGGGGAAAACAUUUUUGUGAGGUUUAUGUGAGGGGGUCUCUGACAUCAUCGGAAAAAUAAACAGCACGAAGCUGUACCUGUACCACUUUCCAAUGCAGACCUUGAGGAAGAAAAAUAGUCCAUGCAAGUUCAAAAAAGAGCCGACCCGAUUUCUCGGGGAAGGCGUGUCCUUCAAGGCAAAACUGAUUGGGAUACUGGAGGUAUCAGAGGCACGCGGUGACCAAAUGUGUCAAGCGGCACUCGCUGAUUUAAAGAUGGCAAUAAGAGCAGCCGGUGAACAUAAACAACGUAUUGCUGUGCAAGUCAGCAUCGAUGGUCUUCGGUUACGUGAUGAGAAAACUGGAGAAUGUUUAUAUCACCACGCAGUUCACAAGAUAUCAUUCAUCGCUCAAGAUCGUUACGACUCACGUGCAUUUGGGUAUAUAUUCGGCUCACCCGACACGGGCCAUCGAUUUUUCGGAAUAAAGACGGACAAAGCAGCGAAUCAAGUCGUAAUGGCGAUGCGUGAUCUCUUUCAAGUGGUUUUCGAGUUGAAGAAGAAGGAAAUGGAGUUGGCAAAACUACAUAUCGAGCAGAAUGUGGUGAAAUAUCAUACUAGUGGAAUAUUUGUCGAGCCGGCACCAGAUACGAAGGGAGCGGCAGGAGUGGAGGCUUGUGUGCAUCGCAUACGACCGUGUGCUGAAGCAGAGAGAUCACUAGAAAAGAAAUCGGAAAACCGCAGUGGUGUGAUAGCAGAUCUUCUGGACCUUCAGUUCGAAUUGAAUUCAUUACAGCAGGGUAUUCAUCAGAUGGACAAGCUAACCCCCGAAAAUCCUAGACCCGCCUCGGAGGAUCCAUUUGAGGCCGAUCCGUUCGGCGAUUCAUUCACAAACAUGAAAGUUAAAAAUUCAGUUCAACCGAUCCUACCACCUCCUCCAUCUUCGGCAAAACGCAGUCAUCUUGAACGACAAGCGACCAUACCAACACCCUCAUCAUCAACUUCCAGUCCUGCUACCGUAAUGCCUAGUAAAACACCACCACCACAAACAUCCUUACAGUGGUUAGAAAGCGAGACUGAGAAAAGAUUUAGUGAUGGAGAAAUAUCUAGUCUUACAGGCGGUAUGAAUGAUAAAGAAGGUAAGGCAAAUGAUUCUGAAAAUGGUUCAGGUUCAUCAUCAACGGCAGCUCGUAAGAGUCCUCAAAUUGAUGUAUUUACGGAAUUAGAUCCAUUGGGAACUGGCUUAAGUAAACCCUACAUAGAUAAAAAAGACUUCUUCCAACAUCUGAAGAAUCCACCCAAGAAAGUCCUAAAAGAACUAGCAUCAACUUCAUCAACCGACACAUUCCCAACUAAUUUUCAUCUUUCAGACUCACUGGAUCCACUCAAAUCGCGAGAUGCUAAACAAGGUGAUCUGUUCGAAGACGGAGAUUUUGCCAAUUUCGACAAAUUUGAUGAACCUGAAACAUACUCAACACCUAAAACACAAUCACCACAGAUGAGUAAAAAGUCACGUUUAAUACAUCAUCAGCCUUUAUCUGUAUGCUUACCACCAGAAGAUAUUGCAAUUUCCAAAAUUCGAGACAGCUCUGUUAGAUUCGAAAGAGAAGUUUCUGAACCAAUAGCAUCAUUAAUACGUUUACCGAGUCCUAAGAAGUAUCAGUCGUCAAUUCGUAAGAAAGAUUAUGACACAGAUUUACCUUCAGCCUGUCGUGCUCAGUCAAUUGACAAAACCUUCCCAGUUGAUUUCGCCCAUUCAACAGAAUCUCCAGCUUCACCACUUCGUUCUUGUUCUUCAGACGCCAAUUCUCGGAUCUCGAUUUCUAGCGCCGAGCUUGAUAUAGUUCCAGAGCCUCCGCCUAGAGGUGCUGGUAGCAUUCUGAUAAAUCCCCCUCCACUUCCGCCGAAGAAGCAAGGCGUCAGAGCGACGGGCAAACCCCCGCCUAGACCACCUCACAACGAUAGCCACUUUCACUAUGACUUCAUCGAACGAGAAGAGUCACCAUCAACAUCACCUGUACGAAGCCAUCGUCCAACAAGAAGUCCGGAUAUGGAAACGCUUAAAGGUCGAUUCGACGAUAACUUCAGUCCUCCAUCAUCGAAGAUUCAAUCGAUAAAUGCUAGUGCUGCAUCAUUCGAAGAUUCCUUCAGCUCUAUGAUCCCGACCACUCUAUCAUCCCUCUUCAAGAAGUCAUAUUCAUCAUCUACUGAAUCUAGAAAGAAGCCUUCGUUAGAUAUAACGCUUAGCCAGUUAACGUCUUCAAAUCUUGCUGAGUUAGCAACAAGUUUGGACAUGAGCGUUGGGGAACUUACGAGUUUGACACUUCAACAAUUAACUGAAUGUCUGUCUAAACUCUCCGCGAAAGAACAGCAAGCCACACCAACUCAACCGGUCAAAGAAUUUAGGGAAGUUGAACAGAAACCCGAGAUUUCAAGAACUUCGAAAACUUCGAUUACCGCGAAUGAACCGCUAUUCACAGCUAACUUUGAUCAAGAUAUAAAACAACCAGAAGAUCCUAAAUACGAUAAGUAUGCAGUUUUCAGAGAAUUGUUAGAAUUAGAACAGAUUAGAACUGAUUCUAUCCAACAAGAGACUAUAGACGAAGGGAUUAAUGAUUUCGAUCGCAAAGAGUCGACAGCGCAGGAAGAAAUGGUGCAUGACGUAGAAUGUAAAAUUGAACUGAAUAUCAAAAUAGAUGUCGAUGAAGUCAUACCAGAUGACAUCAAGAAAUCCGAAUCAAACGAAGUGAUGAGAGAGUCGCCGACCGAUGAAAAAGCGGAUAGUGUGAAGACUCCAGAAGAGUUGGACACCAAGAAUGACUCGAUAGAAAUAGAAGAAAUGAAAGAUCCUGAUGAAUCUGAUGAAAAAUACCAAUCAUUAGAGAAUUCAGAGUGUGAGAAGGUCCAGCCAGAAAUCAAUCAAAGCACACCGGAAGCGAAGGACGAGAAGAUUGAAGAGACACUCAGGAAAAUGGACAAGAAAUCGUCGCCAACAACACCCAAUGACCGCUACGCAGCACUGAGAGAAAUCAUAGCUGUUAUACAACCAAUCAACGUAACGGAUGAGAAACCAAAGAGUCCAUCGCCCGUAAAUACGUCCAAAAGUUUAGCUGAACAUGACUUGAUGAAGCUUUUCUCAGCGCCUCCAUCUCAACCUGCAAGUCCUAAAAAGAUCAACAAGGAGGAAGUUGAUUUGAAAGCAGCUGCUUCCGAUAUUUUCCAGGAAAUUCGAAUGUUGAACAGUAGUGUAAAUAAAUCAAAUAAACCUUCAACACCCGCAUCCGGUUUCGAGGAUGUAUUCUGUCCAUUUGUAGAGCACGAGAAGAAUCGUGAGGAAUCGAAGGACGACGGAAAUUGGGCAAAAUUUGAAAGUGGAGUUUUCCAUUCGGACAAGUCAUCAUUUGAGGCACAUGGAUCAUUGGGUGGUACAUCACCAUGGUCGCCUGACGAAAAGGAAAUUCAAAAAGAGUUGGGCUUCAAAACAAGCGUGCAACGACAUUCCGGUGAUAGUGAUAAUGAAUGGAAGGAUGAGGAAGAGUCUGAAGAGAGUAACGGAAGGGUUCGGGACGACGGACUAUGGAGACAUCCACCGACGAGGUUCGACUCGAGCUGUGAGGAAAGUACUUACUAUGAUGCUAGCGAUAAGGAUCAUCACUUUCGAGACAGAUCACUUCGAAAGACUCGAGGGGUACCGUGGACCAAGACACCACACAGACCUAGGCUUGAUCCAUCUCCGUGGCAUGAGGAAAGUCGUUGGGAGGACGAACAUAGAAGAUAUCCACUUAAAAAGAUUCCUUACAAAGAUGAGGAGGAGCGGAAAGCUCAUUGGAAAUGUAGGACUGGCCAGAGACCGCCGUGGAACGGCGAGCGAGAUCCUAAUUUCAGGGGUCAUGAUCAUCAGUUCUACGAGGAAGAUCGAGGCAAGCGAAGAAUGAUGCUGUGGAACGAGGAUGAUCGGGAUAGAGAUCGCGAUCGUGAUCGUUUCAGUAGUCAAGAAAGUAUGGGCUACGAUGAUGAGGAAAGAUGGUCAAUUCGAGAAUACGAGAGGAGAAGGUGGGAGGAGGAAGGGCGGUUCUGGAGGGGCCGAACGGGUGGUGACGCUGACUAUCCGAUAUACAGAAAACACAAUAUACAUUACUGCAGAGACUCCAGAGACAGACCGAUAGAUUAUAAUCCACCUGGAUGGGAGGAGGACUAUGGUCCUGAUCGUUCCGAUAAUUCUCCAAGGUAUGUAACCAGGAAGAGACAUUGGCCCAAGCGUCCAAACAGUGCUAAUGAAGAUCGUAAUGCAGAGGUUGUUUAUGCUGAACAUAGAAUGAAAUACGGAAUGUCGCGGUCUGAGUGUAGUGACAAUGAUUCUGACCUCUAUCAUCGGCCGUAUAGGUCGCGAAGUCGCGAAAGCUAUUGGGAGAGCGAUCAGGAAUUCGAGAGUUGGGGGGAACGUCCUUAUUGGUCGGAAGGACCCGAUAUGAAGAGUGAAUCGUUGCACCGCAGGAGAAUGAAUCGACACAAACAGGCGUCGAGACCUAAACCCCAAAGUUCACCUUUCGAGGAUGAUUUCACCCAGGGCAUCGAUCAUGGACAGGUGGAUACACCAAUUGUUUCGGAGAAUCGAGUACGAUCGGAUACAGAAAAUAAACAGCCUGUAAGUCCUCGCAAUACUCAAGAGCACAUUAGGAAGGAUGUGAGGAAACAUGUAAGGUCUAGCUUCUUUGAUGAUGACUUGACGCCGUCGGCAUCUAGUGAUACUUCGGAUAGGCAACGACUUGGUUCGGACCUCAAGGCAACACCCGAAGAUCUUUCCGUUGAUCCUAGAGAUCCAACAUCAGCAGACAGUUUUGUGUCCGAAGACAGUGGUAGAGAUUCCUUUUUCAAUGGUGAUCCUCGAUUCGAUGAUGAUGCUUUUGCAUUUAGAUCAGAAAUGGCUGAUAGUGUACCGAACAAGUCCGCCUUGCCAUUGAAGAACUCGAGACAAAUCAAGUACGGCAAUAAUAGAAUCAAGGGUGAUUACGAUAUCAAAAAGUCUGAAUCGGUUAACAUAUUUGUUAGGGAGAGCGAUCCAUUUGACGAUGAUGAUUUUUUCAAUUAGCAAAAACAACUGAAUCGAAUGAUUCCGCGAUCAUUAGAUUAUCAAUAAAUGGAGUAAUAUCAUUUUUCUUCAUACACAUGAGUAUCGCUUGUGUGGGGGAUCAAUGAUUUUGUCAGUUUUCUAGUCACAAAGAGUAUUUAAUUUUAUUUAAUUGCUUGAUGAUUUUUCGCGUUUAUUUGAUAUCAAAAAAUUGAUGGAUAUUAGAAAAUUGAAAAAAAAAUAGAUAAAAUUGGUGCGGUAAUUUGAUUGUUAUGUUUGGAUAAUGAGUUGAUAAAAUAUGAGAAUGGUGAUAUGAAGACUGCAGAAAUACUAAAGUAUGUUUCAGACAACUCACAGAAUGAUAAAAUAGAGAAAAAACCUCGUCGCAUCAUCAGAACAACAAAAUUUUGUAAUCCUUUGUUAACAAUAAAAUACAAUGGCACAAAAGGGAGAAAAUGACUUACGAAACUGGAAAAAAUUGCAUCAAUGUAUCUGACACAAUUCCAUCAGCUAAUAAAAUGGAAUCAUUGUCAAUCAUAAA
This is a messenger RNA of Diachasma alloeum, 5844 nucleotides long. RefSeq names its product protein disabled (gene Dab). The record is from RefSeq and is a predicted model, not a curated record. The transcript has 6 exons. The coding region runs from base 351 to 5324 and encodes 1657 amino acids. Lineage: Eukaryota; Metazoa; Arthropoda; Insecta; Hymenoptera; Braconidae.